Molecule: messenger RNA, 1818 nt
Organism: Dermacentor silvarum
Lineage: Eukaryota; Metazoa; Arthropoda; Arachnida; Ixodida; Ixodidae
Product: venom metalloproteinase antarease-like TtrivMP_A
Exons: 13
Coding region: 79-1767 (562 amino acids)
Biological process (GO): proteolysis
Molecular function (GO): metalloendopeptidase activity
Source: RefSeq, a predicted model, not a curated record
UUGACAAUUUAUUGAAACGCGCAGUAGUCUCGUCUUCAUAAGUGCCAAAUAUCGACAUACUCUAACGCGGAGAACACGAUGUAUUUCGUUGGCGUGUUCCUACUUUGGGUUUUUUCCGCCAAUGGUUUGGAGGAACCGAAGCUCGUCUACCCUCGACUCCUCGAGGAACGGUCUUCAGAUGGAGCGAUGGUGAUGCGGGUGCACGACCAACUGACGCUGAACCUUAGGAAAGCAUCAGUGGCGGCUCCAGAAUUGCGAGUCCUUACGGAGGAAGAUGGGGAGACCGUCACGCACAUUUACAACGGCGAAGACAUCGAAAAGGACCUGUACGAAGACGAAGACAACAUUGCGACAGUGGCUGUGACCAGAGACGAGUACGGUGUCUAUAUGAAUGGACUGGUGGGUCCGAAGCACAGGAUCGAGCCAAGGCCAUUCGCGGAAAGAUCGGAAGACGGCGUAGUUCCUCACACCAUCUACGAAAUCGAGCAGCAUGAAAUGUUGGACAGAACUCUCCGGCACACGGAGGGAGAUGAGAAGCCUGUUAUCAGCGAGCGGUGGAAUCAGCAACCGGUGACAGUUCCGGACUCAGUUCAGAUUGAACUAUUCUUCGUUUCGGACGGACCUCAUCACAGACACUUCCCUUCAAAUCAGGCACUGUUGGUGUACUUGUGCGUCAUGGCUAACUCUGUGGGCCUCAGGUACCGUGCGGCGAAGGAUCCCAGAAUAUCACUGAUUGUCACCGGCGUUGAGAUGUCUAAGAUCGAACCAUACGCCGAUUUGUAUCCUCAAAAUCCGAACUAUAUAUACGAUGAAGGAACUCUGAGAAAAUUGAGAGACUACGCUUAUAACAACACGCGUAAAUACAGUAAUCCAGAUGUCGUGUACCUUAUCACCGGACGUGACGUGUAUGCCGUCCUCAACGGCAAAGCUACCGUAAACGGUUUGGGAAUCGGUUUUGUGUCCAGCGUCUGCACCACAUCCUUUGUGGCACUCGGCGAAGACAAGCCAGGACUGUACACGGGCAUGCACACGCUUACGCACGAACUCGCUCACGUCCUGGGUUCGGAGCACGACGGCGAAGCGCCUAAGACGGUCGGGCACCCGGGUGCCCGGAACUGCCCAUGGGAUGCGGGAAACAUCAUGAGCUACAUCGACAAAGGUCCGAGCCACCACCAGUUCUCGACGUGCAGUUUGCUGCAGAUGCAGUACGUCAUCAGGAAAGCGGGACCGAUUUGCUGGGCAGUUAGCAGCACGGGAUACGUGGUGCAGGCUACAUACCCUGGCAUGAUAGUCUCUCAGUUGGCGUACUGCAAAGAGGUGGUACAAGACGCCACCAUGACCAUCGAAUCGUACAGAGUCAUGGAAACAACUUGCAAAGUUCGCUGCAUGUUCUACAAGUAUGAGAGAGUGAUGCGGAACAACUACUACACCUACUACAAGCGAAGUUUCUACCAGGACGCCACUGCACUAGACUACACUACCUGUGGAGGCACGAAGGUUUGCAUACAAGGCGUGUGUGUAGCCAAGCCGAACGAGCCAGCGGCGCCGACGACUAGGAAAUCUCAGCCCGUCACGGUGAAGUCUUCGACCGAAGCCCCAACUAUACCCACAGCUAUCACCACUCCACAAUGUCCCUGCGACUGCAGCAAAGCAGCGCCACCUAGGCCGGCGAUGUACCCUCCACGAAGCAGGAACCCAAGACAAGGGACAGGGACGCAGAACAGUGGUUCAGGACCGCGGAGCUGGGCAGGAAAGGGAAACUCAUAACACGGCGAUUAAUAAAAUUGGUAAAUGAGAACAAUAAAUGGCCAACAAUAG